This is a messenger RNA of Patiria miniata (bat star), 5499 nucleotides long. Its product is annotated as hephaestin-like protein. Gene Ontology annotation, molecular function: copper ion binding; oxidoreductase activity. The record is from RefSeq and is a predicted model, not a curated record. Gene Ontology annotation, biological process: iron ion transport. Bases 510 to 3866 code for a protein of 1118 amino acids. NCBI's taxonomy places the organism in Eukaryota, Metazoa, Echinodermata, Asteroidea, Valvatida, Asterinidae. Gene Ontology annotation, cellular component: plasma membrane. The transcript is spliced from 17 exons.
UGUUCCAGACGAUCCACCCACAUAAUACAGUCAACAGAUUAAAAUCCGCGAUCAGAUAAAAUGAUAUUCAUUUGGCGGAUCUCAAGUUGCGUAAUCGGUACCUACGCGAUUUUGGGUAUAAUAUACCAUUUUGUACAACGUUUUAACAACUGACUUUUAAUACCCGACUCUGCACAUGUUAACACAACAACUCGAAGGGCACAGACAGCAGAGGCGCAACCUGCGUGCCAAUCAUUCAUUGGAGGGUCAGGGCUUCACCUCCUGACCAAACUCACGUGCACCGAUCGGAAACUCAAAGCUUCUUAAAAAGUGUACUCGCGCCUGGCAGAGUUAGUUGUACCUGCGCUUUGAUGAGACAGCUUCUCCCUGAAUAUUUCGAUGUCUGAUGAUGUAACUUGUGUUUGUGCUAUAGUAUAUGUUUAGUGCGAAACUAUAAAUUGCUGCCCAUAUCGCAGUGCUGUGCCAGUUUCCGAGAACUUGUACCGAGUUUUAGCGGGCAGUUCGGCAGUAUGCACCGUUUGGUCCACGUCUGGCCACGCGUGGCCUUGGCUGCUUGCCUGGUGGUGGGACUCUGCGGUGGUGUCGUGUCUGCACGAGGCUUCGUUACUAACCAGUUACGGGAAUACUUUGUGGCUGCCGUGGAGAUUGAGUGGGACUAUGCUCCAUCAGGGAGAAAUCUCAUCAAGAAUACUGACAUCCACGAGGGAAGUUAUGAGGCAGAGUUUCUCCUUAACGGAACCCACCGCAUCGGACGCAAAUACAAGAAGGCUGUGUACAAGCAGUACACAGACGCUACUUACACAGAGGAGAUUGCCAAACCGGAAUGGCUUGGUUUCCUGGGCCCGAUACUCUACGCGGAGGUGGGCGACACCAUGUUUGUCCACUUCAAGAAUAUGGCUAGCAGACCUUACACCAUGCAUCCACACGGCAUGAAGUAUGAAAAGGACUCUGAAGGUGCGAGGUACGAAGACGGUACAGCAGGCAAAGAUAAGAACGAUGAGGAUGUACAACCAGGCCAGACACACCGCUUCAAAUGGAUUGCCAAUGAAGCUGCUGGUCCGGCAGACCAGAAUGAAAAUUGUCGACCUUGGCCCUACCACUCACACAUUGCCUCACCUUAUGGCACAAACACUGGCCUGAUUGGUGCACUGAUGAUCUGCAAAGACGGGAUCCUGGAUGAAAGUGGAAGACGAACAGAUGUUGACAAGGAAUUUCUCAUUAUGUUCAGCAUUGUGGAUGAGAACCUUAGCUACUUACUCAGUGAGAACAUUGAAACUUACAUCGGCAGGACAGAUUUUGAUCAAGAAAGUGACGACUUUGUCCGUAGCAACCAAAUGGACAGCAUCAAUGGUUUUCUCUACGGCAACCUGCCUGGUCUUGAAGUCUGCGUUGGGGACAAGGUUGAUUGGCACGUUACGGCAUUUGGCACCGAGGCUGACAUUCACACUAUCUAUUUCCAUGGCAACGUACUUGAAUAUCAAGGUCGUCGUCGAGACUCCCUUAGUCUCACUCCAGCUGUUUUGAUGAGUGCCAUCAUGGUAGCUGAGAACCAAGGAACUUGGCUGCUAACCUCCGCCUCCAGCACCCACUUCAAGGACGGUGCACAGGCUCUGUACACCGUCUCCACGGAAUCUUGUAGGCAACCGCCUGAAGUCGACCCGUCCACAGGCCGACGGGAAUACUUCAUAGCAGCAGAGGAAGUUAACUGGGACUAUGCACCUUUCACUAGGACACACAGCGAUGGUACUAGCUUCACCGAUGAAACAAGCGCUUCCUACCCCUUCUUCACCAAGGACGACAAUCGAAUCGGUGGGAUGUACAAGAAAGCCAAGUUUGUGGGCUAUACUGAUGCCACGUUCAGUAGUCCUUCCCCCUUCAAUGACAGCAUGGGCAUUCUGGGACCAGUUAUCAGAGGUGAGGUUGGAGACGAGAUCAGGGUGACGUUGAGGAACAACUUGAAUAGUCACAACAUCAGUCUGCAGCCCCAUGGCGUCAGAUACAACAAAGCUAACGAGGGACAGGCAUACAAUGAUGGCACAUCAGCGGCGGAUCACUUUGAUGAGAUGGUCAUCCCUGGUUCUUCCUACACGUACUCCUGGUCCAUACCUGAAUCCGUCGGUCCUACCAGCCUGGAUCCAGACUGCAUUACUUGGAUCUACACGUCGGCUGUAGACCCAGAAGCUGACGUCUUUGCUGGUUUGGUCGGCCCGUUAUUGGUCUGUAAGAAGGGAAGCCUCAACAGCACCACAGGCAAACAGCUUGGAGUCGACGAAGAGUUCUUUCUUCUUUUUACAACAUUUGAUGAAAAUCUUAGCUGGCUUAUUGAUGAAAGUAUUGAUGAGUACUCGACCAAUCCUGGGACAGUUGACAAGAAUGAUGAGGAUUUUGUGACGUCCAAUCAGAUGGCUUCCAUCAAUGGUUACUCCUAUGGCAAUCUUCCUGGCCUGAUGAUGACCGUCGGUGAUCGUGUCUCAUGGCAUCUGAUGGCAGUGGGCAAGUUCAGUGAUGAGCACACCGUGUCGUUCCAGAGUCAGACCCUUACACAUAAUUCGGGUCGCAAAGCAUCGGUGUCGGUCUUCCCCGGUGUGUCAGAGACCGUGAUCAUGGAUGCUGAUAUUCAUGGCACUUUUGAAAUUGAGUGCGAGACCAAUUCUCACUUCCUGAAUGGCAUGGAGGGAUAUUUUACCGUCACGCCUGUGGAGAACACAACAGAACCAGGAGAUGGCCCAGGGGCAGACCGGACUUACUACAUUGGUAUUGUGGAACGGUAUUGGGACUAUGUACCAGUCAAAUGGGACGCGCAACGAAGUGAAAAUUUGACUGAUCCAGACAGUACUGGCUAUGUGUUUGUUCACCAAGGAGACCAUUCUAUCGGUUCACGAUACAAAAAAGCCCUGUACAGAGAGUUCACAGAUGAGACUUUCAGCACAGAGAAGGAACGUACUGGCCCCGAUGCUCACCUGGGAGUCCAGGGUCCCUUGUUGCGUAUGGAGGUGGGCGAGAAUGUAGCCGUCGUGCUCAAGAAUAUGGCAAGUCGGCGGUAUGCUCUAGAGCCACAUGGUGUGCUGGUACAUGAAGUUGACAACUCUGUUGAUAAUGAUGAUGAAGAAGGUCUAGGAGCGGGUAGUACCAAAAUCUAUCGUUGGAGAGUCCCUGAACGUGCUGGACCGACGGCCACAGAUCCAAACUGUGUGGUGUAUGCUUACUACUCCAACAUUGACAAAGAGCAUGACAGCAACUCUGGGCUCGUUGGCCCGAUGGUAGUCUGUCGGCCAGGCACUCUGGGAGAGGACGGUCGCCGGCGCGACGUGGACCGGGAGUUUUCCCUGCUCUUCACCGUCUCGGAUGAGAACAAGAGCUGGUACUUGGACGAGAAUAUUGCAGAAUUCUGUGGGAAGCCUGAGGAAGUGGAUAGAGAAGACGAGGAUUUUGAGGAAAGCAACCUGAUGCAUGGAAUCAACGGUUUCCUGUACCACAACCUCCAUCACCUUGACAUGUCCAAAGAUGACACAGUGGAAUGGUACCUGCUGGGCAUUGGGGAUGAGGUUGAUGUCCACUCUGUCCACUUCCAUGGUCAAACCGUCACUUACAGGACUGCUCUUGUUCACAGGAUUGACGUCUUUGAACUCUUUGCUGGUGUGUAUGGCUCAGUACAGAUGUAUGCAGACAAUCCUGGCAAUUGGCUCAUGCAUUGUCAUGUAAAUGAUCACAUACUUGGAGGCAUGGAGGCAUCCUAUACUGUGCUGGGAGACCCCACAACACCCAAGCCCCAGCCCCCACCAACCACCCCUGCCUCUGCAUGCUGCAUAGCUAGCACCGUCAUGAUUGUGGUUAUAGGGGUGAGCAUGGCUAGGAAAUUUAACUAGGAUAUGAAGGGUACACCUGACAUACCAUAAACUACCUACAGGCAGUGAAUAUCACCACCGUGGAGCUCCCAAUGUGCUUAGGUGUGCUUUAAAUUUCUUUUCAUUAGAAUUUUUUGUCACUCUGUCUGCAACCAAAAAAAACAAGCUUGUGUUGCCAAGAUGCUAAGAACCUGAUUUUAAUAGCAGAUACUUUAAUAUGGCAUAAGCACUUGUCUUAAAAUCUAUGAUAUAGUCAACUUAUAUCAGUACGGCUUGAAGUUUCAGGGAAAUGUUGCCAGUCUCCAAUUCUAGUAGCUCAGUCUACUAGCCACACAAGAAUGAUAAAAUCUCUCACUACUGUUCAGGAAUGAACUGCAUGACGGCAUCUUGUAUUGCAAUGAACAAAGAAAGUUGUAGAUAUUGACUUAUGGCUACACAAGCUGUGUGUUAUUUAAGUGAGGAAUAUAUCUUGCCUUGCUUGUCAUAGGCCUACAAUCAACUGCAAAAGCACUCUAAACCAUCAGACUUUGUUAAGAUUGAGAAAUUUCAACUGAUGUUUUCAUGUAUGACCACCUGAUGGACUCUGCGGACUGGAGUACAUCACCACAUCAUGUACGCAUACAUGGACAAACCUUUGAAUAUUUACACCCCUGCUACCUUUUGUUUUAAUGUACAUUUCAUUGUGGUGUGCAGAAUCAGUCUUUGCGAUUUUGGCAACUUUAGCCUGGCCACUUAGGUCUUCAAGAUUUAUAUCACUACAAGGAAUAAAAUUACUCCUAACAAUGGAAUGUUUUUUUAGUGUAUUGAUAAUAUUGCAUGUUGUAGAACUCUAAGUUAUGUCCAGAUAUCGUGUGCAAAUAGUACUGAUAUAGCAUUUUACAUAUUUGAAAAUGUUUAAAAAGAAUACAGAUACUUUUAGGUUAAGGGUACCCUUUUGGGGACAACAACUUUUCUAGCAAUGACAGUCAUGUUUCAUUCAGGAUACCUCCUUUUAAAAUUUCGUCCGGUGGAAACUUGGCAUUUUAAGGUUUUGUUUUAGUUUAUUAGCUUCUACAUUCCAAACUUACCGGUACUAUUCAGAAAGGCUGAAGAAAUAUAACUACAAAAUCUGUGUAUGCAUUGGAUUUGAUUACAUUUUGUGCAUAUAUACUUUUUUAAAGGAAGGUUCAGAACUCAGGUGUUUAAGUCUUUAUCUCUUAAUAUUGCAUGCAAUAAUACAAUAUUUUUAAGAUUAAAAUUUGUUUAAUCUUUUUUAAAUAUUAUAAUUUUUAGAUACACUUUGAUUAACAUCUUAUCUUGUGUGCUGUUUUAUUUACUUCAUUUCAACUGUUGUAAUACAAGAAAAAGACAAUGGUAGGCUACGUAGAGAAAAAGUACUAUUUAGAGUUUAGUAUUAAAUUUAAUCUCUUAAAAUAUCAGAUAACUUUGUUGAUUCCGUUAUGUAUUGUCAUACUUUCUAUUCUUACUGACAUCGCCCUCAACUUUGACCUUUCUCAAUCAUUCAGAAUGAGGUGUAAUUGUAAACCUUCCAUUUGUAUUAAUUGGGUAGAAAUUAAAUUACCUUAAAACAGAAAAUACUAUUAAGUGUGGGUCUUAAGGUUUUCUUUUCAAUAAAAUCAGUCAAAAGUUGUUUUUUGGCCUAAUGGAACAUUAA